Messenger RNA from Malaclemys terrapin pileata, 1560 nucleotides. Its product is annotated as zinc finger protein 771-like. The record is from RefSeq and is a predicted model, not a curated record. Lineage: Eukaryota; Metazoa; Chordata; Testudines; Emydidae. The transcript is spliced from 2 exons. Bases 32 to 1417 code for a protein of 461 amino acids. Gene Ontology annotation, cellular component: nucleus.
GUCUGCAGCUGGCAGCAGAGGGCUCCCCACAAUGGAGACUGAGCUGCCCGAGUCCCCACCCUCCCCCACACCGGGGCUGCCCCCCGACUCCCCCCAGGAGGAGCCGCCCCCAGAGCUGCUGGGCAGGCCGCCACACCGGCUGCCCCACCAGUGCGCCUCGUGCCAGCGCCGCUUUGCCCAGGCCCACGGCCUCCAGCAGCACCGGUGCUGUCCCCGCGACCCGCCCGCCCAGAGCCCGGCCGGCGGCAAAUCCCACCGGUGCCGCUCUGGUGCCAAGCGUGGGCACCAGUGCCUGGUGUGCGGGAAGCAGUUCAAAUUCCCCUACUACCUGGCGCGGCACGGCCUGACCCACGGCGGGCAGAAGCCAUUCCAGUGCCCGGUGUGCCACAAGGCCUUCCGCCGCCCGGCCCACCUGGCCCGCCACCAGCGCACCCACGCCCGCCAGCACUUCCCAGAGCCGGCCGAGCGGCCGCGCCAGCAGGCCGGGCCCCCAAGCGAGGAGCACGGGGACGAGGAAGCCGACGAGAAGCAGGUGCUGCUGCAGGCGGACUGGACGUUGCUGUGCUUGGGCUGCCACAAGGCCUUCGAGACCAAGGGCGAGCUGAAGGCCCACAAGUGCUUCAAGGCGCGGGGCCGGGCUGGGCUGGGCGGCGCCCAGCGACACCAGUGCAGCGUGUGCCACAAAUUCUUCGCCCGCCCCUGGUCCCUGUCGCGCCACCGCCGGGUGCACACGGGCGAGAAGCCGUUUGCCUGCCCCGACUGCGGCAUGACCUUCCGCCUCUCCUCCUACCUCAAGCAGCACAGCCGGUGCCAUGGGGCCGGGGCUGGGCUGCCCUUUGGCUGCCCGCUCUGCCGCCAGCGCUUCCGCAAGGCGGGCGAGCUGGCCAGCCACCGGCGGGCGCACGGGGAAGCCACCCCCGGGCCGGAGCAGCCCCACAAGGGCUCCGAGUGCAGCGUCUGCGGGAAAGCCUUCAAGAGCAAAUACGACCUGGCCACCCACUUCCUGAUCCACACGGGCGAGCUGCCCUACCCCUGCGGCCAGUGUGGCAAGCGCUUCCGGCGCCUCUCCCACCUCAAGCAGCACCAGGUCACCCACACGGGCGCCCGGCCCUUCCAGUGCGUGCUCUGCCAGAAGGAAUUCAAGCGGCUGGCCGACCUGGCCCGCCACCGGCAAGUCCACCAGGGGGACAAGCCCCACCAGUGCGGCAUCUGCCACAAGUUCUUCUCCCGCGCCUACAGCCUCCUACGGCACCAGCGCGGGCACCGGCCCGAGCUCCUGGCCGCCGCCCGCCCCGAGGCCUUCCUCAGCAACUCCUGCUUCGACAGCCAGGACCACUCCGCCUUCUGCACCCCCGAGGAGGAGGACGAGGAGGAGGAGGAAGGGGGUGCGGCCGGCGGCUCUGGGGAGGGCUCAUGACGUGCAUUCUGAGCUGGAUUUUGGGGGGGGGGGUGGCGGGAUCCCCUGGGGCCUGGUGUGGGGGGACCUCUGGAUCAGAGUUGCAAGGAAAGGGUCCAAAGCCCCCCCCCCCCCAUCUCCUGAGCCAGUCCUUGAAAUCUACU